GCAGCAGCUUUAUGUCGUCCUUUGAAAGCAAAGUGACUAAAAACAACAAGGAAUUUUGAAAGCUUUUGUUUUUAGUCGAAGAGAGAAAUAUAUCCGAUAUUAGGGAUUCUUGUGCAGGAAGAAGAACCAACAUCUUGUUACAGGAAGUCUUCAUAGGGACUGGGCCCAGCGGAGGAAGCAGCUGCUUAGCAGCAAACCAAUUAGCUGUAAGUCGGAGGCUUAAAGCAGCAGCUGAUCUGCUAAUGGGAUCAAAGCCCCUCGGAGGCUUAGAGGACCAGGACCAGCUCGCUCACAUUCACACCUUUCUGCUGGAGGAGCUCGCUGCCCAUCACAACUCUGACAGCAUUCGUUGUGAUUUCAUGGCAGACCCCUCGGCCCCCCCAACAGUAUGGACCUGCAGCUCGGCAUUAUGGGUCUGAAACCAGGGGUUCUGGCUGAGUUGCGUGCAGCUGCUUCUUUGUGGAUGGGAUUUAAUCUGUGAGGGAUUCCUAAACUGUUCACCAGAGGAAACUGGUUUCUCUUUGAUAGGAAAACGAUAGUUGAUUUCAGUUGGUUGCUUCGGUCACACUAAGAGGUGAAAUCAUGCCGUUCAUGCCGGUGAAGUUCACCCUGCAGAAAAGGGUGAAGCUGGCCCAGGGUCUGUGGAUGAUCUACUGGCUCUCGGUCAUCGUGGGGAUCAUCCUCUUCAGCCUCGGCAUUUUCUUCAAAAUCGAGUUGCGGAAAAGAAGUGAGAUGAUGGACAACAACGAGAGCCACUUAGUGCCCAACCUCUUGAUCCUGGUGGGCUUGUUGGCCUGUGGGCUCAACGCCUUCGGGGGGAAGGUAUGCCACGACUCUCUGGACCCCAUCAAGUUUGCCAAGUGGAAGCCGAUGCUGAAGCCGUUCCUGCUGCUGUGCUGCGGCUUCAACGCGCUGCUGCUGCUGACAGCGCUGCUCUGCUUCCUCAUGCAGUUCGCAGUGUACCUGACGCUGGCCGAGGGCCUAAAGAACAGCAUCAAGUUCUACAAGGACACCGACACGCCGGGGCGCUGCUUCAUGAAGAGGACCUUGGACAUGACACAGAUCGAAUUCCGCUGCUGCGGCAACAACAACUUCAGGGACUGGUUUGAGGUGCAGUGGAUCAGCAACCGGUACCUGGACAUGAGCAACGACCUGGUGAAGGAUCGAGUGCUGAGUAACGUGGAGGGCAAGUACCUGAUGGAUAGCGUCCCGUUCAGCUGCUGUAACCCCGGCUCCCCCCGGCCCUGCAUCCAGCAUCACCUGACCAAUAACUCCGCCCACUACGACUACGACCACCGUAUUGAGGAGCUCAACAUCUGGACGCGGGGCUGCCGCGAGGCUCUCUUCUACUACUUCAGCAGCAUGAUGAACAGCAUCGGAGUGCUCAUCGUUGCCACCGUCAUCCUGGAGUCGGUGGACAUGGCCGGGUUGAAGUACCUGACCACAGCUCUGGAAACGAUGGAUGACCCGGAGAACCCGGAGUGUGAGAGCGACGGAUGGCUGCUGGAAAAAGGGGUGAAGGACACGUUUGGAGAUCUGCUCACCAAACUGAAGACACUCGGGAGCAGCAACCAGGUGGUGGAGGGCGGGGAGUCACCUGAGGCUGCCAACUGAGAGCUCCGCCCCCAAAUACAAAGGACUGAGGCCCCCCCACUACACACCUCUACCUGCUUCUCCUCCACACAGCAGAGAGCAAUAGAGGAAUGUAUUCAUCCAUCUGUACAUACACAAUCAUACAUGUGUUAAGAUACUACACUCACACACACACUCACACACACACUCACACACACAUCACAUUGUGAUUUUUUCCAUUGUGUACAUAUGUUGAUCAGAGUUUAUUUUUAAACAGGAGGAACAGAAACCUGCUGCUGUAAAUAUAACUUCUGGGUUGGGAAUUUUAAAAUGAUAUACAAAUAUAUAUUAGGUACCCCCCCGCCGCCCCCCCGCACACACACAUUAAUGCUUCCUUCUAUUAAUGCUACAGCAACAGGCCUGACAGACGUCAGUCUUCAAAAGGGCCCGAACAAUCUGUUCAAUCGGGUCUACCAGGGCUGAGAUCCCAUUGCGGUUGCUCCUUUAGUCCAGUAGGGGGGCUGAGCAGACCGGCAAUGUCGGUCCGUCAGUGAACGCAUCGUCCGCUAUCUGACACCCGAAGAAUGAGUCCGGCGGUUUGUUGACGUGGAAAACAAUUUGCCAAAAAUAUUAUUGAAAAGUUAAUGGUGACAGGGAGUAGGAAUCAUGCAACUUCUUCCUUAAAAAUGACUUGAACACAAGGAAUAUUCUAAGGGUGUUCAUGUCCAUCUUUUAAACCCAAUUUACCAAAGACAGUCAGGGGAACGUCCUUCAACAUGCUUUAACAUGCUUUAGCAUGCUUUAACAUGCUGCAACAUGCUUUAACAUACUUUAACAUGCUUUAACAUGCUGCAACAUGCUUUAACAUGCUUUAACAUGAUCCAGCAUGCUUUAAUAUGCUAUAACAUGCUAUAACAUGCUCCAACAUGCUUUAAUAUGCUUUAACAUGCUUUGAACAUGCUUUAACAUGCUUUAGCAUGCUUUAACAUGCUGCAACAUGCUUUAACAUACUUUAACAUGCUUUAACAUGCUCCAGCAUGCUUUAAUAUGCUAUAACAUGCUAUAACAUGCUCCAACAUGCUCCAACAUGCUCCAACAUGCUUUAACAUGCUCCAACAUGCUGUAACAUGCUGCAACAUCCUUUAGCAUGCUUUAACAUACUCUAACAUGCUUCAACUUACUCCAACAUGCUUUAACAUGCUGCAACAUGCUCCAACAUGCUUUAACAUGCUAUAACAUGCUUUAACAUGCUUUACCAUGCUUUAUCAUGCUUUAACAUGCUAUAACAUACUUUAACAUGCUUUACCAUGCUUUAUCAUGCUUUAACAUGCUGCAACAUGCUUUAACAUACUUUAACAUGCUUUAACAUGCUGCAACAUGCUUUAACAUGCUUUAACAUGAUCCAGCAUGCUUUAAUAUGCUAUAACAUGCUAUAACAUGCUCCAACAUGCUUUAAUAUGCUUUAACAUGCUUUGAACAUGCUUUAACAUGCUUUAGCAUGCUUUAACAUGCUGCAACAUGCUUUAACAUACUUUAACAUGCUUUAACAUGCUCCAGCAUGCUUUAAUAUGCUAUAACAUGCUAUAACAUGCUCCAACAUGCUCCAACAUGCUCCAACAUGCUUUAACAUGCUCCAACAUGCUGUAACAUGCUGCAACAUCCUUUAGCAUGCUUUAACAUACUCUAACAUGCUUCAACUUACUCCAACAUGCUUUAACAUGCUGCAACAUGCUCCAACAUGCUUUAACAUGCUAUAACAUGCUUUAACAUGCUUUACCAUGCUUUAUCAUGCUUUAACAUGCUAUAACAUACUUUAACAUGCUUUACCAUGCUUUAUCAUGCUUUAACAUGGUCCAACAUGCUUUAACAUGCUUUAAUAUGCUCCAACAUCCGGCAACAUGCUCCAAUAUGCUGUAAUGUGCUUCCACAUGCUUCAAAAGGCUUUAACAUGCUGUAACAUGCUUUAUGCAAAAAUGGCCGUCUAGCUCCCUGUCAGGGUGAACUUACAGGAGCGUUUUUAUACUCUAAAGACCCACAGGUGAGGGAUAAAGUUGUUUGUAUAGUUAUUAAUGGGUCAGUACAAUUAAAUUCAGUCUUCAGUUACACGUUGUAAUGUUUGUAUUUUAUUGCUUUUUUGUGAAAUGGAAAGUUGUGAUGUUUUCAGCCAGUUGUUGUGCAUUGGUUGGAGCUUGUAGUCGCUCCGCUAUGUAUGAUAAAACCUAUAAAGGGAUUGUAACUGACGCCAAACUGUCUGACUCAUCUUUCAUUAUCAACGCUGCUUUGGGACACAGAAC
This is a messenger RNA of Pungitius pungitius (ninespine stickleback), 3866 nucleotides long. It is a transcript of the gene prph2b, whose product is annotated as peripherin 2b (retinal degeneration, slow). Bases 583 to 1614 code for a protein of 343 amino acids. NCBI's taxonomy places the organism in Eukaryota, Metazoa, Chordata, Actinopteri, Perciformes, Gasterosteidae. Gene Ontology annotation, cellular component: plasma membrane. Gene Ontology annotation, biological process: visual perception. The transcript has 3 exons. The record is from RefSeq and is a predicted model, not a curated record.